Selaginella moellendorffii is the source of this 1807-nucleotide messenger RNA. RefSeq names its product pyruvate kinase 1, cytosolic. Gene Ontology annotation, cellular component: cytoplasm. Bases 101 to 1690 code for a protein of 529 amino acids. The record is from RefSeq and is a predicted model, not a curated record. Lineage: Eukaryota; Viridiplantae; Streptophyta; Lycopodiopsida; Selaginellales; Selaginellaceae. Gene Ontology annotation, molecular function: potassium ion binding; pyruvate kinase activity; magnesium ion binding. The transcript is spliced from 15 exons. Gene Ontology annotation, biological process: glycolytic process.
UUAAAACCCACUAGGGGAGGUCAAGGGCAGCCUUUUAAAAGAGGCAGCAGCCGCUGCUCAGGAUCAUCGACAGCGCCGCGAAGAACACAUCUAGAUCACGAUGCAGGCGCCACAUCUCCUCCUCGAGGAGCCGAUCCGCCUGGCCUCAAUCCUGGAAUCGUCCCCAUCGGUGCCUUCAUUCUCCGCGAUGACGAAGAUUAUCGGGACUCUGGGGCCGAAAUCGCGAAGCCCUGAGGUUUUGGAGGGACUGCUCAAGGCUGGAAUGUCAGUGGCGAGAAUCGACUUUUCGUGGGGGGACGAUGCCUACCACCAGGAAACACUGGAGAAUCUUAAGAAGGCUAUCAAGAACACGAAGAAGCUUUGUGGAGUGAUGCUCGAUACAACUGGUCCAGAGUUACAAGUAGUGAACAGAGGCGAGAAAAGCAUCGCCUUGGAGGCUGAUUCGUUGGUAACAUUGACUCCUGACGACAUGGUCAUUGAGGCUUCUUCUGGAAUCCUACCCUUAAAUUUUGCUGACCUUGCAUCGGCUGUGAAACCGGGGGACACAAUCUUUUUGGGUCAAUACCUGUUCACUGGAAGUGAGACAACUUCCGUGUGGCUAGAGGUUGCGGAAACGAAAGGGGAUGAUGUGAUCUGCACAGUUAAGAACAGUGCUACUCUAACUGGCAGCUUGUUCACUGCUCAUGCCGCUCAAGUGCAUAUUGGUUUGCCGACACUGAGUGAAUCGGACAAGAAGAUAAUCUCCACAUGGGGAGUGCGUAACAACAUUGACUUUGUAUCGCUUUCUUACACUCGACAUGCUGAAGAUGUGCGAAAGGCCCGAGAGUUUCUUGCACAACUCGGAGAUCUUCAGCAGACGCAUGUUUUUGCAAAAAUUGAAAACAUCGAAGGGUUGAGACACUUCGAUGAAAUAUUGAAGGAAGCCGACGGCAUCAUAUUGUCACGUGGAAAUCUGGGGAUUGAUCUCCAGCCCGAAAAAGUCUUUCUUUUUCAAAAGGCAGCCUUGUACAAAUGUAAUAUGGCUGGGAAGCCAGCAGUUGUAACUCGUGUCGUGGACACCAUGACUGACACCCCAAGACCAACGCGUGCUGAAGCAACUGACGUGGCUAAUGCUGUUCUUGAUGGUACCGACGCUAUUUUACUCGGGGCAGAGACACUACGCGGACUCUACCCGAUAGAGACAAUCUCUACAGUGCGCAAGAUAUGCGCUGAGGCUGAGAAGGUCUACAACCAUGCUAAUUACUUUAAGAAAACCGUCAAGAAAGUUGGAGAACCAAUGUCUCACCUCGAAUCCAUUGCGUCCUCGGCGGUGAGAGCUGCUGUUAAGGUCAAGGCGUCCGUUAUUGUUGUGUUUAGCUCCUCUGGACGCGCUGCCAGGCUUAUAGCAAAGUACAGGCCACCAAUGCCUGUGCUCGUACUUGUUAUUCCAAGGCUCACUACGAACCAUUUGCGCUGGACGUUCAUAGGAGCUUUCCAGGCAAGGCAAUGCUUGGCUGUGAGAGGGCUAUUUCCAAUGCUUGCGGAUCCUCGCCAUCCGGCCGAGUCCAAUAGCACUACAAAUGAGUCGAUUCUUAGAGUGGCCCUGGAUCACGGCAAAGUGGCAGGAAUCAUCAAACCUCACGACAGAAUCGUCGUGUGCCAGAAGCUUGGAGACUCGUCGGUCGUUAAGAUUAUUGAACUCGACGACUGAGAAAAUGCUCGCUCAUGAAUUUUUGUAGCAUAAUAACGCAGAUCAUUCUGCAUGAUACCAACAUUUGCGCUAUAGUGAAUAAAAGAUUUGCUGGUUAUGACUGCAUUUCAUUUUAAA